Molecule: messenger RNA, 2908 nt
Organism: Salvelinus namaycush (lake trout)
Lineage: Eukaryota; Metazoa; Chordata; Actinopteri; Salmoniformes; Salmonidae
Product: two pore calcium channel protein 2-like
Exons: 24
Coding region: 359-2521 (720 amino acids)
Biological process (GO): transmembrane transport; monoatomic ion transport
Cellular component (GO): lysosomal membrane
Molecular function (GO): monoatomic ion channel activity; voltage-gated channel activity
Source: RefSeq, a predicted model, not a curated record
UCCACAAUCUCUGUGAAUGUUUUAUUUGAGGGCUUCAGAGGGGCAGUCAGAUCUCUUAGCAAACUGUACGUUUUUGGGCCAAUUAAACUCAACAACGCUGGUACUCUCUUGUUAUCAGCAAUGUCGUUUGCAAUGAAGUACUGUUCCAGUCGUUCAAUGUAAGUUGCCCAGUUUUCUUGCGUGUCAUCAAACACAUCUAUUUUCCCGAUGCUAGCCAUUCUCUUUACCUCGGGCUCCACGGGUCUUUGAUCUGCCGCCUCGUUCUCGUUAGCUCUCCCCUCGUCGUCACUGCUUGCUAGCUGUUGUGCUACAGGGUCAAAAUCUUCCUCUCUUCCUAUGAGCUCCAUCUGCAUUCGUGAUGCACACUGCAGGUGAUGAGGAUCUCUACCUCCAGCAAGCUGUUGUGUUUAUUGAGGACGCCAUACAGUACCGAUCCAUCAAUCAUAGAGUGGAUACAAACUCAUUACGUCUGUACAGGUGGUACUACUCCAGGUUAUGGCAAUGGGGGCUGGGCCUGACUAUUGCGGUCGUCUUGAUGCUGGCUUUCAUCGAGAGGCCCUCGUCCUUCUCCUACACAUCAGACCCUCGCUUCAGACCUCCCCCCUGGGAGCCCCCCUGUGGCCUGACAGAGGGCAUAGAGAUAGUCUGCCUCGUCAUCUUUGCCAUUGACUUCGCUACCAAGAGCUACUUGAUUGGUUGGGAAGAGUUUCAGAAGCGCAAGUGGUUGAUGGUCUACAUCUUGGCCGUCUCAGCGUCUGUAAUUGAUUGGGCGUUGACGUUGAGUAUGUAUUGUGAUCAGAACUUACGAGUUAGGAGACUCAUUCGGCCAUUCUUCCUCCUUCAAAACUCCACCCUGAUGAAGAAAACCCUAAAGUGCAUCAAGAGGACCCUCCCAGAGAUAGCCAGUGUUAUCCUGCUCCUGGCUCUCCACCUCUGCCUCUUCACCAUGAUUGGCAUGCUGCUCUUUGCCAAAGGAGAGAAGCCUAAGCAAAAUGGGGAGUGGGAGGCCUACUUCAGAGACUUGCCCACAUCUCUCUCCUCUCUCUUGGUGCUCCUCACUACAGCCAAUAACCCUGAUGUGAUGAUUCCGGCCUAUUCCUUAAACCGAGGAUACUCCAUCUUCUUCAUUCUCUUCAGUGGUUUUGGAAGCUACUUCUUGAUGAACUUGCUAACUGCCAUUGUUUACAACCAGUUCAGGGGAUACCUGCUGAUGUCUGUCCAGGCAUCCAUCCUAAGGAGGAGACUGGGCGUCAGAGCUGCCUUUGAGGUCAUGUCCUGCCAGGGGCGGGGUCAGGACGCUACACACUCAGAGGAGAAUGUAGAGCGUGUGCGGGUGGAUGCCUCUUUGCAGGUCAUGGCGAGGGUACAAAUGAAGUCCUACUACAGACAAGCCAUCAUCAAGAGAGUGCAGCAGUUGUCAGAUGGCUUUAUCCAGUGGGAAGCCUUCCGGAGGCUUUUUGACGAGCUGGACAAGGACCGCAUCAAAGAGCACCCUCCAAAGCCAGAGUACAACUCCUCACUCCUCCAGAGGCUUCAGUUGGUUUUCAGCCACUACUAUGUUACGGUAGUGGGCAACGCCGUGGCCCUGACUAAUGUCAUGUGCAUCUGUACCAUACUGGUGCUUGACUCCGAGAAGUCCAUUGCAGAGCGGGAUGACUACUGCAUGGAAGUUAUUAACUGUUUCUUUAUUCUAUACUACCUGAUGGAGAUGAGUCUUAAGAUAUUAGCCUUUGGGUGGAGAGGCUACUUGUCAUACAGAAACAAUAUAUUUGAUGGACUUCUCACAGUUUGCCUUCUGGUCCUUCAGAUCACCAUUUUUGCCACCUACAGGCUUCCGUUUCCUAAAUGGAACCCAGCGUUGCCUGGUCUGAUGUCUCUGUGGGAGAUGGUGCGUCUGGUCAACAUGCUCAUCGUCGUCCGUUUCCUCCGAAUCAUCCCUGAUAUCAAGCUGAUGUCCCUCAUAGCAAGUACUUUGGUUGACCUGGUGAAAAACCUCAGAGCUUUUGCAGGAAUACUAGUGGUGGUGUUCUAUGUGUUUGCUGUCCUUGGCAUCUGGCUGUUCCAGGGAGCCAUCACAGCUCCAGGGCAGAUGAGUGUGAUGUCCAAUUCCAGUAUGAAGAACAUCACCGUGGAGUGUGGUUCCUACGAGCAGCUGGGCUACUGGCCAAACAACUUUGACGACUUUGCUUCUUCCCUCGUCCUCCUUUACAAUGUCAUGGUGGUGAAUAACUGGCAAGUGUUCAUGGAUGCCUACACCAGAUACACCACAGAGUGGUCCAAGGUCUACUUUGUCUCCUGGUGGCUUACCUCCUCUGUCAUGUGGGUCAACUUGUUUGUGGCUCUCAUCUUGGAGAACUUCAUCUAUAAGUGGGACCGGAGUGUCAUGUGUUCAGUGGCGGACGUUGAGCGAACAGGUUAUGAGACUACCGUCCAGCUCAUGUUCAGAGAACAAAUUCAGGAGCCUACAGAGGAGGAACUGGUCACCCAACUCCACCAGCACCCUCACCUGCAUCUCAGCUGAUGACCCUUCACCCCUCACACACACCAUUGGGACCCUAUGUCCGACCAGGCUUGUACAGUAGCAAUCCAAAAUAAACAGGGCCUUUACUGGCGAUCACGUAUGUCUGUGUGAAUGGCAGGGGCACAAAAGGGACAAUAUUGUUAGGGAUCUCUCAAUUCUGAUUAGUCCUAUGUUGUCACAUGUUGUAUGUUUAUGCACUCAAACCACUAGACAACUGCCUCACUCCCUGCAUCUGUUACUUUAAAAGUGAGUUUGAAAGAUUAAGUUGCUAAAUGUUUUGUUCAUGUUAAGACUGUUAUUAUUAUUAUUAUUUUUACCUUCAUUUAACUAGGCAGUCAGUUAAGAACAAAUUCUUAUUUUACAAUGACGGCCCACCCCGGCCAAACC